AUGUCCAGCCCUCCAUCUCGUCUCAAAAACAUACUUGGACACCUUCUCUCGUCGUCAGCGCCGAAGAAGGAUGAGCCUCAAACAAAGCACCACAUUCACCAACUCUCUCCAACCUUCUUUCUCGAGCGUGCCGCGGCGAUAGAGCCAGAUGCCGAAGCCAUCUUCCACAUAACGGCCAACGGCCGAACUCUGCGACGGUCUUACAUUGAAUUCGCGGACAGAGCACGCGGCCUCGCCUACUAUCUGAAGAAACACGGCUUUAAGAGGGUUGGGAUUCUGGCGCCCAAUACUCCCGCCUUUCUCGAGUCCAUCUUCGGAAUUGCUGCGGCUGGUGGGGUCAAUGUGGGUGUCAACUACAGGUUGAAGCCGGAUGACAUCACCUACAUGUUCGACUUUGCCGAGGUUGACUCCAUCAUCGUCGACCACGAGUUCGUCUCUUUGCUCGACGAAUUUAAGGCGAAGCAUCCAAAUGUGCCCCUGAUCGUCGACACAGACACUGAUGCCACUGAAGGAGAGCUGAGUGGUCCUUUUGAUGACGCUGUCCUGGAGGGGCUGCAGUAUGACAGUCUACAUGGCCAGGGGUGGGCAGGGCUUCACUCUCAGUGUGGCAACGAGGAUGAUAUGCUCGCCAUUCCGUUCACCUCGGGGACCACGAGCCGGCCCAAAGGUGUUGUAUACACUCACCGGGGAGCCUACUUGGCCGCCAUCGGAAACGUCGUUGAAUCGGGCCUAAACUAUCACACUGGGCGCUGCAAAUAUCUAUGGACGUUGCCUAUCCCAUGGGCGGUGACGGCAGUGCGUGGUACACAUGUAUGCCUAAGAAAGAUUGACUAUCCUCUCAUCUGGAAACUCCUGAAAGAAGAAGGCGUCACUCACUUCAAUUCUACGCAGGCGGCACCUACCGUCAACACUCUCUUAUGCUCCGCGAAGGAGGCCGAGAAGCUGCCUCACGAAGUCCGAGUAACCGUGGCUGCCAGUCCCCCGAGCGCGCAUCUUUUUGAGCAGAUGACAAAUCUCAAUCUCUUCCCCGUCCACGUGUAUGGAAUGACAGAGACGUAUGGACCCAUCACCAAAGGCUACCAUAUGCCCUCGUGGGAGAACCUCCCAACCAGCGAGAAGUAUGCCAAAAUGGCUCGUCAGGGCCACGGCUUCGUGACGAGUCUUCCCAUUCGUAUCAUCAAGACGGACCAACCGGAAGGUGUCCUCAUCGAUGUGGCAAAGAACGGCAAGGAGAUUGGCGAGAUUGUGUUCUUUGGCAACAUCUGUGCCAAAGAGUACUACAAAGACCCCGAGGCAAGCAAGAAGUUGUUCGAUGGAGGCGCGCUGCACUCGGGAGACCUGGCAGUCUGGCAUCCGGAUGGAUCUGCCCAGAUCCUCGAUCGAGCGAAGGAUAUCAUCAUCUCAGGGGGUGAGAACAUCUCAUCGGUGGCCCUCGAGGGCAUGCUCGUCCAGCAUCCUGAUCUGCUCGAGGCGGCCGUCGUCGCGGUGCCUGACUCUCACUGGGGCGAACGACCUAAAGCCUAUGUGACGGUCAGAGAAGGCAAGACUCUGAAGGGGGAAGAUCUAAUUUCGUGGGCGAAGCACCAGAGCAGCAUCUCCAAGUUCAUGGUGCCUCGCGAGGUUGAGGUAGUCGACGAGCUUCCCAAAACUAGCACGGGGAAGCUGAAGAAGAACGUUCUCAGGGAGUGGGCAAAAGGGCGCAGAGAGUGA
Molecule: messenger RNA, 1710 nt
Organism: Colletotrichum spaethianum
Lineage: Eukaryota; Fungi; Ascomycota; Sordariomycetes; Glomerellales; Glomerellaceae
Product: putative acyl-activating enzyme 1, peroxisomal
Exons: 7
Coding region: 1-1710 (569 amino acids)
Source: RefSeq, a predicted model, not a curated record